Helianthus annuus (common sunflower) is the source of this 1630-nucleotide messenger RNA. Its product is annotated as wall-associated receptor kinase-like 20. Gene Ontology annotation, biological process: protein phosphorylation. The coding region runs from base 1 to 1626 and encodes 541 amino acids. The transcript is spliced from 2 exons. NCBI's taxonomy places the organism in Eukaryota, Viridiplantae, Streptophyta, Magnoliopsida, Asterales, Asteraceae. The record is from RefSeq and is a predicted model, not a curated record. Gene Ontology annotation, molecular function: polysaccharide binding; protein kinase activity; ATP binding.
AUGAAAAUUAACUUGGCUGUAAGAAUGUUGGUACUUAUGGUGAUCUUGCUGGUGCAUGCCACUUGUACCAAGGCUAUACGCUGCCCGAACUGUGGGACCACUCCCGUCUCAUAUCCACUCAGUACGGAACCCACAUGCGGCCACCAGUCAUACAAGAUUAGGUGCGACAGUGGUGUGUUAAAGUUCGAUACACUCAAUAACACCUAUUCGAUCAAAUCAAUCUUUCCAAAAAAUCAGACUCUUGUGAUCCAUCAACCGCGUCUCUUACCAAACACCUGCGUUACAGCUGAUCAUACAACCUACAGCAUCCAGCUGAACGCCUCUUUGCAAUUCACAUUCUCUCGUAUCAAUUGUACUGAUCAUUCCAUUGAGUUGACGUGGGUGUCACCGCCCGAGCCACCUUGUAAAACAGAUGCGUGUUGUGAUUCAACCGCCACUUGUAAGGCUGCUAGCGAUGGAGCACUAAGGUGCUUCUGUAAGCCUAGAUUCCACUGGGAUGCAAUUGCCGGCCAGUGCGCUUCAGAUUACACAAGAAUCAAACCAAGAAGAAUCAUACUUUUGGCGGCUACAAUGUGCAGUGGUGUGAUAUUGAUUCUUUCAGUUGUAUUCGCGACAACGAUGCUCAUUCGCCAUCACAGAAUCAAAGCAGAAGAAAAACAACUUGCUAUUGAGCGUGAAAAGGUGGUAGCUUCAAGUGAUGGCGGAAAGUCUGCCAGGAUCUUCACCACUAAAGAGAUCAAAAGGGCAACAAACAACUUCUCAUCAAGCGGUCUUCUCGGCGUUGGAGGUUUUGGUGAGGUGUAUAAAGGUGUGUUGGAUUGCGGCACGACGGUGGCUGUUAAAUGCGCAAAGGUUGGGAACACCAAAGGCAUUGAUCAAGUCCUAAACGAGGUCCGAAUCCUCGGGCAAGUCAACCACAAGAACCUUGUACACCUUAUAGGUUGUUGCAUAGAAAAACAACCGUUGUUGGUGUACGAGUUUAUUCCAAACGGAAGCCUUUUUUAUCACUUGCAUGAUAAAAAAGAACAACCGUUGUUAACAUGGAGUCAACGACUAAGUAUUGCUCAUGACACAGCCCAAGGGCUCGCAUACCUACAUUUCUCUGCAUCUCGCCCCAUCUACCAUCGUGACGUGAAGUCCAGCAAUAUUUUACUUGACCAUAAGAUGAAAGCAAAGGUAGCCGAUUUUGGUUUGUCGAGACUAGCUCAUACGGAUUUAACCCAUGUGACGACUUGUGCUCAAGGUACAUUAGGGUACCUAGAUCCCGAUUAUUAUUGGAACUAUCAGUUGACAGAUAAGAGUGAUGUGUAUAGUUUUGGAGUACUGUUGUUGGAAAUACUGACGUGUCAAAAAGCUAUAGACUUUGGUAGACCGACUGACGAUGUAAACUUGGUUGCCUAUGUCAAGCGAAUGGCGAAUGAGGAAAGAUUGAUGGAUGUUAUUGACCCGAUGCUUAAGACACACGCGACUUCCUUAGACAUUGAUUCUAUGAAAGCAUUUGGGUUCCUUGCAAUGAUUUGCUUGGAGGAACGAAGAGAAAACCGACCAACUAUGAAGGAAGUAUCCGAAGAGAUCGAGUAUAUCAUGGGUGUCGUAGAUCAUCGUCGGGAUAGCUCAGUCUCAUAAAGUG